Messenger RNA from Sus scrofa (pig), 5225 nucleotides. RefSeq names its product nucleolar protein 9 (gene NOL9). NCBI's taxonomy places the organism in Eukaryota, Metazoa, Chordata, Mammalia, Artiodactyla, Suidae. Gene Ontology annotation, molecular function: polynucleotide 5'-hydroxyl-kinase activity. Gene Ontology annotation, biological process: cleavage in ITS2 between 5.8S rRNA and LSU-rRNA of tricistronic rRNA transcript (SSU-rRNA, 5.8S rRNA, LSU-rRNA). The record is from RefSeq and is a predicted model, not a curated record. Gene Ontology annotation, cellular component: nucleus.
GGCUCUCUCGCGAGAUUCGCCAGAGAGAGGCGCCGGGGACCAGCAUGGCGGACUCAGUGCUGGUGCUCAAGCGGGGUUCCUCCCGCUCCACGUGGCUGCGGGCCCGCAAGGCCCGGUCCCAACUCAUUCUCGGCCACCGGCCCCGCCGGCGGCUCAGGACUUUGCGUUGGUGCGGCCGAAGGCGGCUUCGGCGGCGGCUGCUGCAUGCCCAGGCGGCCGGCGUGGACUGGCGGGAGGGCGGCUGCCUGGUGUCGCGCGCGGCGGCGCCCCGGAGGCCCAAGACCGCGGUCCCCAGGCCGGACCCCAGCCCAGACGUGGCCGCGGACCUGACCACAAGUUGUUCCGCCAUCCUCUCCAUCCCGCCAGUGCGGCCGGCCGGCCCGGGCCGUGCGUUGGUGCUGCUGCCGCUUGGGCAGAGCUUCAUCUUUAGCGGGAUCUGUCGUGUGACCUGCCUCUACGGUCAAGUGCAGGUGCUCGGUUUUAACAUCAGCCAAGGCCAGCCCGCUCAGGACGUGUACUCCACCUAUACGCACGCUCGCCUGACUGUCACCGCAGUUCACUACUCAGUGUCUGAGAAAAGCAAGAAGGAGAUGAAAAGGGAAGCCCGGACUUUGCUCAAGUCGCAUCUGAACCGAGAUGACAGACGCUGGUUGAUGAAGAAUUUCUCUCCUCUGUGUUCCGUUAUGAUGCUAGAACACCUGAAAACCUCCACCGUGAACUUCAUAACCAGCCAUCCAGGUUUAUCUUACGUUUUCGUACAAGAGGUCCCGCCUUUCCAGAUUAACCUGGAGUAUUUCACCUUGAGGUCUGUGGGGAUCAGAAGAGAGAAGAAAAAAACCGGCCUUCGUUUGACUGAGAGCGCCUUUUCGGUCAUGGAAGAGUUAGUCAGCGUUUCCUGCGAAGAGGUAGACGGCUGCCCUGUAAUCCUGGUUUGUGGCUCGCAGGACGUGGGGAAGUCAACGUUUAUUAGAUACCUGAUGAACCAGUUGUUAAAUAGCAUACCCUGCAUUGACUAUUUGGAAUGUGAUCUGGGACAGACGGAAUUUACUCCUCCAGGUUGUGUUUCCUUACUUAAUAUUACAGAACCAGUUCUAGGCCCACCUUUCACUCACCAGAGGACGCCACAGAAGAUGGUGUAUUACGGGAAGACUUCUUGUAAAGACAACUUUGAGAACUAUAUUGAGAUAAUCAAGUAUGUGUUCAGCUCCUACAAGAGAGAGGCCCCGCUUAUCGUCAACACGAUGGGCUGGGUGGCAGACAAAGGUCUCUUGCUGCUCGUGGACCUGAUCCGACUGUUGUCCCCGAGCCACGUCGUUCAGUUCAGUUCCAGCCGGAGUAAAUACAUGCCGAACCUCACCCCUGACUACGUGGACGACAUGGACGGCUUGUACACAAAAAGCAAAUCCAAAGUCAGAAACAGGGGUUUCCAUCUGGCAGAGUUUGCUGAGCAUUUGGAAUUUGCUGAUGAAGAAAAAGAGAGCCCGCUUGUGUUUCCCGGAUACAAGCUGAUGUCCGUUAAGUCAGAGUUUGUGUCUAGAAAAACCGAAAGAAAUAGGGAAUCCCAUAACAAGAUUCUUCGUGACUUGGCCGUGCUCGGUUACCUGGGCCAGCUGCAGCCCCCGGUGCCCAAACCACUUUGUCCCUUACAUGGCCUGACACCCUAUCAGGUCCCUUUCAACGCCGUCGCGCUGCGGGUUACUCACGCCGACGUGGCUCCUACCCACAUACUAUACGCGGUGAACGCCAGCUGGGUCGGCCUUUGCAAGAUCCUGGACGAUGUCAGGGGUUAUGCACACGGGCCCAUCCUUCUGGCCCAGACGCCCAUCUGUGAUUGUCUGGGGUUUGGAAUCUGCAGAGGGGUUGACAUGGAGAAGAGGCUUUACCACAUACUCACACCUGUGCCCCCGGAGCAGCUGAGGCUCGUGAACUGUCUGCUGGUCGGAGCCAUUUCCAUUCCGCAGUGUGUCCUCAAGAGCCAGCGUGGGCUCGAAGGGACGAUCCCUUACGUCACAACAGAUUAUAAUUUUAAACUUCCUGGAGCAUCAGAGAAAAUUGGAGCAAGAGAAAUCAAGGAAACACAGAGAGAGAAAGUGCACCCCAAACCUAAACUCUAUCGAAACACACACUGACAGUGAUGCCCCCACCGCGGCGAGGGACUUUUCCCCCGGGAGCUGGACUCCACCUCCAGCCUGGCGGCAGCAGACUCACAGGGUUCUGUGGCCCAAACGGUGCUCUUACCGGCGGCCAGUCUUUCCUGCAUAACUCGUGGGUGUUUAGAGUACGUGAAAGCCUCUUUUUGAAUCCAGGUGACCUGGAGAUUCCCCAGCCUUCUCUUUUACUCGCUAAAGGGACAAAGCAGCAGGGAAAAGUUUGAGCACCGUUUUAAAACAGUUUUAAGAACAUGGUAGAUUCCUCAAAAAGGUUUUUGAGGACCUGGUUGUUGGAAUCUGGAUAAGAAUAGAAAAACUGAAGGAGUUCCCUGGUGGCCUGGUGGUUAAGGAUCCGGUGUUGUCACUGCUGUGGCACAGGUUCAAUCCCUGGCCUGCUAAUUUCCACAUGCCGCACAUGCAGCCAAAAAAAAAAAAAGUGCCCGUUGUGGCUCAGCGAGUUAAUAACCCAAUACAGUGACUGAGAGGAUGCAGGUUCAGUCCCUGGCCUCCAUGGGUUAAGGAUCCGGUGUUGUCAUGGCCGUGGUGAAGGCCGGCAGCCACAGCUCUGAUCUGACCCCUAGCCUGGGAACUUCCAUAUGCUGCAGGUGCGGCCCGAAAAAGACCAAGAAAAAAAAAAAAAAAAAUGGGGGAAACUGGGACUGCAGAAACGUACCGGGAAGGAGGCAGGCUGGCCAGCAGGUGGACCGCAUCACGGGAUGUGGCAGCCACUGGGGCCUCACCAGGUGGGCACCCUUCCCCCCCCAACCCCUGCUCAUUUGAUGCCAUGCACACGGGUCAAGGGUUCUGCUUGCAUUUCACCUGUUGAAUUUAAUCAAGUUUCCAUGGAGAAAAGGUUGAUUCAAGAGCCUUUUUUAAAAAAUCUAUCUGAUGGUCUUGUGCUGAAAAAAAUUCUCUCAAAUCCAAGAAGCCUGUCCUGGGGCCUCUUUAAAACUACAUCUGUCCUAACUGACUUCUGGUCUGAGAUUGAAAACAUACGGUGGGCAGAGCCGGAAACCAGGCGGUCUGGAAGACUUAGGACUGGAAGGGGGGCCGUGCCCUUGGCUUUGGCGGCAGGACAUGAACUCUGCCAGUGAUGGUGCUGUCCUCCCAGAGACUAUGGGGAACAGUGGAUGUCCUGUCUUCAUCUUCUCCCUGGUGGUCAGGAUUCUUUGCCCUCCAAGGUCAGAAGGGGUUUUGGUAAAAGUCAGCACAACCCGGUCAGAUCGUGUCGUUUCUGCGUUUAGGCCGGUGAGAGACUUCCUGAGGCAGCAUCUCAGCUGGACCUGAAGGACCCUUAGGAUGUGUGCAUUUACAUGUACGUUCAUUUAAACUAUUGAUAUUUGUCUAAAGUACUCUGGUGGCCUCUCCUCACCUCGUGGACGCUCUAGGGUUAGUUUUGAUACCCUAGAGGCCAUUUAAGAUCUAUUUAUAUCUCAGUUUAUCUUGUACAUGUUUCUCUGUCGUGACCUCGCAGAGAAUAUUGACAGUCCAUCAGCAUUUUGCCUCCUUCCCCAGGUCCUGUGUCUUUACAAGAGAACUCACUGUAGGUCUUUAGCAGCAUGUCUCAGGACGAAUGAAAGUGGUGGCUGAUCACGUGCAUUUUCAUUAAGCCCAGGCUUACCUGUGUCCCGUGUCCCGGGCCUUUAAGCUUCCCUGUCGUUAGUCUCCAUCGGUGGAGAAGACAAGCGUUGCCGCUAGAGGGAGCUGUCAGCCAUUGGUCAGCUGGCCAGAGAUGCUGGGGUCAGGCUCUGGGGUCAGCCUGGGGUGUGCCAGGCUGGGCAACCACCUUGGGUGUCUGCCCGUUUUACUCUCAGUGUCGAUGGCCUGGGCCUCCUGUCGUUUCCACAGCCGGUGGUGGUUCAGGAGGGUAGUGAGAGUUAAUCUCAACCAACAGUCUUAAUCAUGUCUGUGUGUGAUUUUCAGAGCAGCACCUGCUCUUUCAAGAGAAAGGGCUCUAUGUUGACUUGGAACACGGGACCGAUUUUGUGCUUCUUUGAAGUUCAUUCUCUAGAUCUGUUUCUAGAACAGGCAGACAUGAAAAUGGAAGGAGUCUCCAGUUCUAGGGCUGAUCUUAUUUUUGGAACAGAGGUGGUUCCCUUGUCCCCGUCUGUCCCCCGUCAGGCCCGGGGGCAGGAGCCAGGGUAUCUGAGACCUCCAUGUAGAACAGAAGACCUGAGGGAGGGGGCCGGGCGGUUGAACUGGCCCUUCGGCUGCUUUGCGUUGUGAUUUUUGAGAAAUUAAAAUCUGGAGUGGCCAGCUGAGGAGGCCCUGGCUAAGCCGAGGGAGCCAUUGCCCCUACCAGGACCCCUGCCGGACAGGUGGUGUGAGGACCAAGUGACAUGGGACAUUUCAGUUGUCUGGCAGUUUUUGCCCUUAGGUUCCUAUGUGGCUGUGUGGCUAUGACAACAGGCUUUGAUGUUAGCGCUCUGAGUUCAAAUCCUGGCUGGGCCACUGGCAAGCAGUAGAAUGGGGGGGGGGUAUUUAAUCGGAGCCUGUUUCCUUCUUUAAGAUGGGCAAUAGCGCUUCCUUAGGGGACCCUGCUUGAGAAGGGCAUGAGGCAUGUCUCUGGCAGGCGUGGGGGGUGCCUCUUCGCAUGUGGCCUGUCUCUGGUUGGGUUGUGAAUCCUGGAAGGCAUGUCCACGAUGGUGUCCCUCGCAGUCAGGUCGGGUGGAAGCCGAAACAAAAUGUUUGCAUCGCUGACCAUCUUCCCCAGCUGCCCCAAGGCAGGUUUGGGGACGCUGUUCCUCCUCCUGCUGCAGGUGCCAUUGAGGGCCUGGGCGGGUGGCUCUGCGGCUUCCAGUGAGAUCCCCUUCCCAGGAGCUUUUCAUAACCCCAAUCAUGCGACUGAUGCACCCAUGCAGGAAGUGACCCUGAAAUCCCUCCCACGUAAUCACUGUGAUGCUGCGGCGCUGUCUCAUCUGGUAUUUUUUUUAAAUGCACAUGUUUGCAGGUGUUUGACAGGGUUGGUGUCCUCCUGUAUGUAUGGUUUCCUGUCCAGCUCUUUUCACUUAACAUGUGAACUUCUGCCAAAAAAAAAAAACAAACAAACCACCGAACAUGUGAACUUCUGUACCA